This is a messenger RNA of Pseudomyrmex gracilis, 7582 nucleotides long. RefSeq lists its product as uncharacterized. The transcript has 11 exons. The coding region runs from base 518 to 6418 and encodes 1966 amino acids. Lineage: Eukaryota; Metazoa; Arthropoda; Insecta; Hymenoptera; Formicidae. The record is from RefSeq and is a predicted model, not a curated record. Gene Ontology annotation, molecular function: cysteine-type deubiquitinase activity. Gene Ontology annotation, biological process: protein deubiquitination.
AGCGUCGAGUGUGCGACUGUCCGAGUAUGUUCGAAGAUUAAACGUUUGUCGUCGCGUUUACACUCCGAUUAAAUGAGAAAAGAAUCGGAGAAUUUCGAUCGAUCGACGCGCGAUGACACUCGAGACAUUCGAUGAUCGAAACUUUUAAAUAACGUGAGGCUCUCUCGGAACAAGCAGUUGUUCGCGCGACAGUGUCGAUAAUCGUUGCGCGUUUUUCGCGAGAUAAUUUUUUAUCGUUUCGUAUGAUUUGUGCACGAAUAAAGAACAAUCGUAAAACAACGCGAUCGCGACGAAACAUGAGCUAGUCGUGUGGAAAUCGUAUUGUCGGCGGCAACGAUAUCCCCGUGAUCCAGCCAGGUUGUCCGGCGCCUUUGCGACGACGUCUGUCAGUCAACAAAGUUUAUUGGCAGUGAUCGUCGAUGCGACAUGAGCUUCGUAAUGAAGGUCGCCUGUUUGAAUGCGCGACGACGAGUAUCCGAAACUGCAGUGAAGAUGGCUAUAUUUUGAUCGAUUAAAAAUGACCUCUACAAUGGGAUUGCAGCAGCAGGCUGCAUCCCAGGACACAGUGGACUUCGCCGGUUAUCUGCAAUCUGCGCAGUGCCAUCAUGGAAAUCAGACGGCGGAGGGACAGAAUUGUCAGAAAUCGCCGCAUCGCGAGCACAACAGCAGUUUCACCAGCACGAAGGGUUUGCUCAACGGACCCGGGCAGAACAAUUGUUUCCUCAACAGCGCGGUACAGGUCCUGUGGCACCUCGAUAUUUUUCGAAGAAGCUUCAGGGAACUAUCCGGACAUGCCUGUAUGCAAGAGUCAUGCAUCUUCUGCGCACUCAAGGAUCUAUUUUCGGAGCUGCAGUUUUCGCAGGAAAGCGCGCUGCCGCCCGACACGCUGCGUCGCGCGCUCGCCGUGAGCUUCCUCGACCAGCAGAGGUUCCAGCUCGGUUUUAUGGACGACGCGGCGGAAUGUUUCGAAAACAUUCUCUUGCGUAUACACCUACACAUUGCGAGCGGCGAGGCCGAGGACAUGUGCAGCGCGAGACAUUGUGUGCCGCAUCAGAAAUUCGCCAUGACGCUCGUCGAGCAAAGCGUCUGCGGAGCCUGCGGCGCGACAUCGGAGCCGCUGCCUUUUACACAGAUGGUUCAUUACGUGUCCGCAUCGGCGCUCACGUCCCAGGCUCACGAAACGUCGCUGAAUUCCAGAAACAGUCCGGAUCUCUUCGGACAGCUUCUCCGAAGAGCCGGCGGAAUGGGCGACAUCCGUGAUUGUCCGAGUUCUUGCGGCGCGAAAAUUCAAAUAUGCCGAACUCUGAUGAACCGACCGGAAAUAGUGUCCGUCGGUGUCGUCUGGGACAGCGAGCGGCCGUCAUUGGAGCACAUCAUGGACGUUUUCGCGACCGUGGGCACGUCUCUACGGCUCAGUGAUGUCUUCCACAGCGUGGUGGAUUCCCGAUGGGGCGCAUCCACCGUGCACAAUCUCGUGGGAGUGGUUACUUAUUACGGAAAACAUUAUUCCACCUUCUUCUUUCACACGAAAUUAAAGGUAUGGAUCUACUUUGACGACGCCACUGUCAAAGAGAUCGGAUCCCGAUGGGAACAGGUCGUGGAGAAGUGCAGGAGAGGCCGUUACCAGCCUCUGUUGUUGUUGUACGCGACGCCCGCCGGCACUCCGGUCAAUACCGAGAACGCUCCAAAGACUGUUGUCCCGUUCCCGAACAGCAACGUUCUGAAGACCUCCCCGAAAAACAGCGUCCGCCGUUCGAUUACACCUAGUCCCGAGAAGCCAUCCAUCAACAACACUGCCAGGCGUGCCAUCACACCCAAUCCUGACAGUCCGCCCCAUCUCUACACUCAGCGGAACGUUUACAGCGAUUAUCAGAAUCUCACGGACAUUCAGAACAACAUAUUCGGCAAUCAGGACGUGGACGAGGUUGACUGUGUAAUAGACUCCAAGUAUAUCAGCCGUCGUGCCGUGGAGAACGUGAUGCAGCAGCAGAAGAAGCAACAGAUGCAACUGACGCGCAGCCUGAGCGUCGGUUCGGCGCCGCAGGACGGGAUCAGCAUUCCCGAUCACAUGAACGUGCCCCGAAGACGAGACUCCGGUAACUGGUCCGGCGACCGCAACAGCGCGUCGUCGAGCUCGUCUACCACGAUGGACAAUUCGUACAUGUAUCUCGUGAACAAAAUGCAACGUAACUCGAACGUGCCGAAGAGCCCGAUCAGCAAGUCUGGGGAACUGUCGAGUAGCAGCAGCGGUCAUUACGACGCCGGCUACGACUCGUACUCGUUGUCCUCCACGGACAGUCUUCCGCUUCAACAGGGCUUGAAACACAACUUACAGCUUGCUCAAAUACCGGAAGGUUAUCAGCCUUCGUCGGGCGACGAUUGCGAACGAUUGUGUAAGGAGACGGACGCGCUGCUGGACAAGUCCCGCGCCGCCGAGGACGCCGGCGACCUCAACACGGCCGUGGCGUUGUGCAGCGCGGCCAGUAGCAAAGCCCGUGCGGCAAUGGACGCUCCGUAUAACAAUCCUCACACAAUCACGAUAGCACGUAUGAAACACAACACGUGCGUAAUGCGAACAAGAAGUUUGCACAGGCGAAUGUUGCAGGAGCAAGUAACCGUUAACGGAGAUAAAGAAGAAGGACCUCCUGAAGGACGACAUUCGCGAGAGAACAGUAAAUCAGGUCAGCACUCGAGGCAGAGUUCGCGAGACAAAGGCAACCACUCUCGGCAAAACAGUCGGGAACUUCUAACGAACGUUCCACCGGCUGUGGCGGACAAACCGGCCACAAAAAGUAUCGAGAUUUACGCCACUCUGCCGAAGAAGAAAACCUUACGCAGCAAAGCGACCGCGGUAAACGUUAUCGAAGAUGAGGAAUACAUGCUCUACGAUCGUCCGACGCAACGGACCGGUCUCUUCAAUCGUGCAAAACGUUGCGAGGACGACAAGAAGGACAAGAAACGCGCGAGGAGCGAGGAGAGGAACAAAAAUGUGUCGAAGGACUUUUCGAUAGCGCCGUCCCGAUUGUCACCCUCUCCGAAAGGAGCGAAAGCUGAAAAACCCAAGGAAAUUGCGCAGGAAAUCAACGCUGCUACCACCAGAAGUGCGCAAUCCAAUAACGUGGCCAUAGUCGAGCAGAAACAAGGUAAGAAGCAGCACAAGAUACGCAGGAAGUUGCUCAUGGGUGGGCUCAUCAAGAGGAAAAACAGAAGCAUGCCGGAUCUACGGGAAGGACAAGACGGUCAGACAAAUACGAACACGGAGGGAACUUCCAACACUCUGCCGAAACAGUCGAUGGACGAUUCCGGCGUCGGUUUGAAGGGCAACGAUGUUGGCCAAUCGCUGAGCGGCUACUUGUCAGAGGGACAUCUGGAGUUCACCGGAAACGGCGCGGCCGGAAACACGAGCAAUCCGAAUCUCGAGAGAAGUCGUUUGAUGAGGAAGAGCUUCCACGGCAGCGCCGGCAAGGUCUUGCACGUAGCCAAGGUACCGCCACCUCCUCCGCUCAGAACCACUUCUCAGCUUAGCAAGUCUAAGUGUUCAGGGGGCGAAGUGCACAGCGAACAGCAGCCCGACAAGGCUGCGUAUCCGUUGCAGGACGGUCGGUGCGCACCUAACUCAUCGCAGGAUCAAAACAAUGCUUAUUGGAACCACAUAAACACCAACAACACGUCCAACGCAGCGAACAGAAACUCGAAUUACGCGGAUUACUCCUCGGAAUCGCAUUCUUUACCUUUUCUACCGUCCUACAACGAGCCGAACGCCAAUAUUCCCGGUCAAACGAAUUACAACAGCAAACCCAGAAUCCAGGAUGAUGUUGUGCAGUACGCCAACGGUAUAUUCUACGAACCGACGUUUGUUGUGACUCGCGCGGACGUACAUAACGAACAAAAUCCUUCCAACAAUUCAAACAAUUCCAAGCAACAAUUCCAGCCGGAUUCUCUACCACCCUAUCCGGAAAACAACAAUGUCUCACAUUCCCGGCAACCGAGCGAAGAGUUUCCACCCCCUCCUUAUCCAUCGAUCCACUCGGUGUCACAUUCGAGACAGGCUAGUGAGGAUUUCCCGCCGCCGCCGCCUCCGAUCGACGAGCAGCCGACUCAGCAGUCUCAGGAGACUCAACAGCAUCAGAUUCAACCACAACAGCAACCACAACAGCAGCGCGCCCAACAACUCGAGAUCACCAGUCUAUUGGCGCAGUUGCAGAGCAAACGGGAGCAGAUCUUGGCCGAUCACGCGGGUGAGGAGAAACGACGAGAAGAAUCGAAAGAACACGAGGAUGAGAAAUCGUCGAGUGAAACAUGGUUGAGGGAACUGCAGGCUAAGCAAGCGGAACGAAAAACGAAGAGAUACGUGUUGUCAAAUCAGGACAUACAGAAAGUUCGAACUCCGACGAUAACGACACUUCAACCGACCAUCGCCAGGAGAACCAGCGACUUGAUGAUGAACAAUCUUAACGGACAAGGUUACGAUCAGGGUCGUGACGUUGUCGAUUGCCCGAGAACAGUUUCUUCGGUGAAAGAUAUGGCCGCCAGAUUCGAACAAAUCAAGUUGCUACCGGCGACGAAGUCAGAGGCGGACGUGAAACCCCAAUCGAAGCAGAAUGUCAACUGCACUUCCCCGGAAAACAUACCUCAGGAAACGUCGAUAGAAGAGACAAAACCAGUCAAAUUACCUUCCGAAAAUGUCGUCCUCACGAAGAUGGAAUCUCAGCCAAAUUCUCAACCGGUUCUGAAUUCCAAUUGCGAACCGACUUCUAAUCAGAACAACUUCGUCACGAUGAUGCCACUGAACAAUCCCGGCGUUCAACAGAACGAACUGAAUGCCGCGAUGUUGUCCAUGUCGUUGACACUGCCGCACGAGAACGGGCUGCCCGUUGACUAUCCGGAGGACGACAUCAGCGAAGUGGCGAUGCAAAACACUAUUCAGAACACGACGAUACUGCCGAGUGAGGAGGACAUCGCUCCGAGAAAAGUGAAACGACGAAUAGGGAAGAAGAAGAGCGUGUCGUUUUGCGACCAGGUGGUGCUCGUCGCAACGGCGGAGGACGACGAGAAGGACUCGUACAUACCCAAUCCCAUUCUGGAGAGGGUACUGCGCUCCGCGAUGAACAAACCCGAAACCGCUCAGGUGUUGCGAGAGAUCCGUAGCCGACAGGAGGCGGAGAUGAAUCGCGAGAACACCGCGAUCAAGUUUCAGCAACAGACGCUUCCCUUGAAGAGCGAAGCCGACAGCAUACCGGCGACACCGUUCCAGGAUCAGUUGAGAAGCGUUAAUCCAAUGCCGAUUUCCGAUACGAUCAAACCUACAUUCGGACGGCAGAAUUCGAACGACUCGAUCGGUUCGUUGACGGACAAGAAGCCCUGCGGGCCGGGCGGGAACGACGGUAAAGACGUGAUCGAUCGCAAGGAGCCUUACGCCGGUGUGCCCGCCAACACCGUGAAGUCCGCCGCGUCUUAUUCGCCACAGAUGCAGCAGAUCAGAUACUAUCACGGAUACUCGCAGUACGUCCAGUCGAUGUAUCCGCAGACGCAGACCUCCCACCCGAGGAACCAGGGUAUUCCCUUGUCGCAGACGCAGAAGCCGGCCAGUCCUUAUCCCACGCAGAUGCACGGACAGUAUAUUCCGAACGGCAUCCAGCAGAAGAUGCCACCUCAGAAAAACGGCUACGGCGCGUACUAUCAGUUGGAACAACAGCAUAAUCAGCUGAACAAGCAGCCGGUCGUUCAGACCCAGCAGAAUAUUCUGAAUCAGAGAAUCCCGUCGUCUCACAACGCCAGUCCGAUAACCGUCCAGCACUCGCAGCAGCAAUUCUCGUAUCCCUCGAAUCAGUCGCCGAGUCCGUAUCCGAGCCAAUACUCUCAAAGUUCCUACGAGGGUCAUCCCUAUCAGACGGUUCUCUCGCAAGGUAGAAUGGGUCAACCUUUGCCACCGCAAUAUCAACCGCCGCCGACCUCGUCCGCGUCCUAUCAACAGCAGCAGCAGCAACAACAGCAACAGCAACAACAACAACAACAACAACAACAGAGCGCGCAAAACUAUCAGCAACGGCACGACAAUUACCCGCGGCAACUGCCACCCCAGAAGGUGGAUCAGAACCCCGCAAUGUCCAAUCAGACGUAUCCCAAGGCCCUGCAAAACGGUCAGAUACAACCGAACGCGAAGUAUCCGGCAUAUCAGCAUCCGCCGUUGUCGAAGCACUUCGCGAUGUCGACCACAAAGGUCGUCCCGUCGAUGAUGACGCAGCCAAUAGCGACGCAGUCCGCGUUACCGACACCGACGAGCAUCGCGAACACCAUGAGAGCGUGCGUAACGCCCUGCAAUCUCUGUCGGAAGCGAACUGUGCUAGAACCGACGCUCUACUGCUCGGACUGCGACUUCUACAUGUCCCGCUUUCGAGCGGGCAACAAAACCACCUGACUUCCUUCCGGUGGAGAAAAACUUGCCGAUUCCGUCGAGCUUCCACAACGAAGAAACCGCGCGUCUUCUCUUUCCCGUAGUAGUUAAUUAACUGACGCGUAUCGACAGACGCUCUCGCGUAAACGUGAGGUGUUAGAAAUGUUCGAUACGCCACGCGUAAUUGCGAUUAAAUGAAAUAAGCGUAAAAACAAAACAAACAAAAAACUGACAACAAUUACGUUGAAAAUGAACACGUAAUUUCCCUGCAUGCAUACAACUUGUUAUAAAGUUUUCUGGAUAGCCACGCGUAUAAAGUUUGGAAAAAAAAAACUUAGAUAUUAAAAUCCGAUAUAUUCUCUGUUAAAUGACCUUCAUUGGAAUAUUUGAUAACUGUUAAUUCAUUUUGUGUUUAUAAAUAUUAGACAAUACUAUUGAAUACGAGAGACCCUCAUCGUGCAGCUACAUACGUUAUUAUACUCAUGUACAAUUUUAUAUAUCAAAUAGAGCAUCCAUCUACCUAUCUACGUUAGUUAGUUGUUAUAGUUUAUAUGUUAAAUAUAUAUAUAUAUAGAGAGAGAGAGAGAAAAGUUAGUUGUCACACAUGUUUUCGUAGCCAUGUAGCCAUUUUACAUGUAAAUAGACGAAUUUACUAAAUGCUUUUUUGAAAAGAGAAUGAAAAAGAAAGAGAGCCGAUGUUACAGUUGUACGAAUCUACACUUUUACUUUUUUAAGCUUCCACGAACUUUGUACGCGCUCCGUGUUGUAUACGCGUCAUAAUUUUUUUUUUUUGUUUUUGUUGAGAGACGAGACGAGAGAAAGAGUUGACUUGUGAUACUAGACCAUGCUACGUGGAACUUACUGUAUCUCUGUUAGAGUAGAAAGUUUAUAAUGUAAUUAACAUUUUUCACAUCGCGCAUUAAGGAAAGAGCUCGAUGUUGGCGAGAGAUAGAAACGGACGAAACUUUGAUCUCUGAGAACGCGUGGAGUUCUUUUUUUUUUUAUUUUCUGUUAUAAUUAACGACCUCCCGAAAAACAAACGUCUCUUAUUGUGUAUUAUUAACGAACAAUCGCGUUUAAACUGUGUAUUAUCUCCGUCGAGUGCUAGUUCGAUGUACAAAUAGAUUUUAUACUUUUUGUAUGAGUAUUUUGUUUUAAAAAUACUUUACUUUUAUUGUGACAUAAAUA